UUGGUCCAAACCGCAACUUUCAAUUCUUUAGAACAUUCAUCUAAAACAACUGACUAGUCGCGCCAUCCCCUCACUUCUUCUGGCUCUACCGACCAGCGAACACUCCCAAACCGAGGAUGGACUUCGAGUCGCUAAUGUCGAGCGAAAUCGCAAAGGCCAAAGCUCCCUCUAAACCCGACGCCCAGGCGCCAGCAGACAGAAAGUACAUCUCCCGGCGCGAGGCCGAAGAAGCGCGCAGAGCCGCCUAUCUCGCCGAGCAAAAGCGCCUCGAGGAAGAGCGCGCCGCCAAAGCGGCUGCCAAGCGCAAGCGCGAGGAGGAAGCCGCCGAGGAGGCACGCAGGCGGGAGGAGAAGCGGCGCAAGUUGGCCGAGGAGAUUCGACUGAGGAAGGAGGCAAAGGAGGCCGAGGAGGAAAGGGUGAGGCGGAAGCGGUUGGGGCUACCCGAGCUGCCUCCGACCAAGGAAAACAGCGAAGGGGGUAAGGAGGAGGCUGAGGAGGAGGAGGACCUGGGCGACGAGGAAGAAGGGGAUGUUCCCGAGGAGGAGCUCCGCAAGAAGUUGAGGGAGUUGAAUGAGCCCGCGAUACUAUUUGGCGAGAGCCAUGCUGCGAGACUCAGGCGAUACCGCAGGGCCGCCCGAGGUGGGGCGUUGACCGCUAACGGACCUAUCGCGACGACCCUUGCGCCGGUCGAGGAGAAGGACAUGAAGGUUCCUGACAAGAUCCCACCCGCGUCCAACAAAAAGGCCCGGCGAUACCUCUACAGACAGCUCGCGUCAUACUUCAACAUGGUCCUUCGCGAGUGGGAACUGGCGUUGGCGCGCGAGGACAAUGCAGACACAUUUGCCGGCCAAGCGGCGCGGAACGCCAUGAUAUCCAGCAAGGAAACGAUGCGGCCGCUCUUCCGCAAGUUUGAGCAGGCCGACCUGGACGAGGGCAUCCUCGAGGCCAUAGUCGAGAUUGUCAAGGCUGCACAAGAGCGGCGCUAUGUCGACGCCAACGACGGGUACUUGCGCCUGAGCAUCGGUAAGGCAGCUUGGCCGAUUGGCGUUACCAUGGUGGGCAUCCAUGAACGCAGUGCGCGCGAGAAGCUCCAUGGAGGUGAGAGGGGCCAUAUAAUGGGCAGCGAGGUGACGCGCAAGUACCUGCAGAGUAUCAAGCGGUGCUUGACGUUUGCCCAGGUUCGCUGGCCACCCGAGGAUGUCAGGCAGUUGAUGGGUUGAUGAGGCCGGAAAGAAGCAGGAUAAUCCCGUGAUACCUUACGAAUAGACACACUUGUCUGAUGCCAUCCUAGGACUUCGGUGCCAUGUUCUGCAGCUGAAAGUAGCGUCUUUUCCGAUCCCUACGUUUCCCUCCUCUGUCAGGGAGUUAAGCAUCCUGUUUUCCCGGCAUUGGUAUGUAACGCCCUCGCUCUUCCGUACGUGAUCGUUUUCACAUGCUGCAUGUCACACAGGGUGUGAACCGAGCCGUGCCACACGCUGCGUCGUCAUCUCAGCACGGCCAAACCCAUUGAUAUCCUCAAACCGACCUGAAUGGUUCCAAAGCGCCCUCCAACUUCCUCGC
Molecule: messenger RNA, 1560 nt
Organism: Parathielavia appendiculata
Lineage: Eukaryota; Fungi; Ascomycota; Sordariomycetes; Sordariales; Chaetomiaceae
Exons: 1
Coding region: 117-1220 (367 amino acids)
Biological process (GO): generation of catalytic spliceosome for second transesterification step; RNA splicing
Cellular component (GO): U2-type post-spliceosomal complex; U4/U6 x U5 tri-snRNP complex; U5 snRNP
Source: RefSeq, a predicted model, not a curated record